This is a messenger RNA of Debaryomyces fabryi, 1548 nucleotides long. It is a transcript of the gene TRP3, whose product is annotated as bifunctional anthranilate synthase/indole-3-glycerol-phosphate synthase. The transcript has a single exon. Gene Ontology annotation, cellular component: cytosol. Bases 1 to 1548 code for a protein of 515 amino acids. Gene Ontology annotation, molecular function: indole-3-glycerol-phosphate synthase activity. Gene Ontology annotation, biological process: L-tryptophan biosynthetic process. NCBI's taxonomy places the organism in Eukaryota, Fungi, Ascomycota, Pichiomycetes, Serinales, Debaryomycetaceae. The record is from RefSeq and is a predicted model, not a curated record.
AUGACUAGUGAUUUGCUCAAGAGACAUGUUUUGAUGAUAGAUAAUUAUGAUUCCUUUACUUGGAAUUUAUAUCAAUAUCUUCAUCAAUCUCAUUUAUGCGGAAAAGUCGACGUCUAUCGUAAUGAUAAAAUCGAUAUAGCUCGUAUUGAAAAUGAAAUAAAGCCGGAUAUUAUCUUCAUAUCUCCAGGUCCUGGACAUCCACAAACAGAUUCAGGUGUUUCAAGAGAUGUUAUUGAGCAUUUCAAGGGAAAGUUGCCAAUAUUCGGUGUCUGUAUGGGAUUACAAUGUGUAUUUGAUGUGUUUGGCGGUGAUGUUUCGUACGCUGGAGAAAUUGUUCAUGGUAAAACUACUACUAUAAAGCACGAUGGAAAAGGUAUGUUUGCUAACGUCCCGCAAUCAGUUGCUGUUACGAGAUAUCAUUCAUUGGCCGGUACUCAACAAACUUUGCCUGAUUGUCUUGAGGUGACAGCAUCCACUGAAACGUCUCCAGAAAUUAUUAUGGGUGUAAGACAUAAGGAAUACGCAAUAGAAGGUGUGCAGUUCCACCCGGAAUCCAUCUUAACCGAAUCUGGACAGAUAAUGAUUGACAAUUUAUUAUCUGUUCAAGGUGGUACUUGGAAAGAAAAUGAUGCUUCUAAAGGAGCUGUCACUCCUGCUAGAAAGGAAAAUAUCUUGAUCAAGAUCUUUGAAAAGCGUAAGGAAGACUAUAAAAUCAUUGAACAGCUUCCUGGUAAGUCAUUUGAACAGUUACAAAUAUCAUUAUCGUUGUCCGUAGCCCCAAGCUUGAUAAAUUUCUAUGAUCGUAUUAUCUACACCCAAAAAGAGUUAAAACAAACCAUUAUUUUGUCUGAGUUCAAGCGUGCAUCCCCAUCUAAAGGUGACAUUAACAUUCAAGCUCAUCCUGGUAAGCAAGCCUUGACUUACGCCACGAAUGGAUGCUCGACCAUUUCUGUAUUAACAGAACCAAAAUGGUUCAAAGGCUCAUUAGACGACAUGGCUUUAAUACGUCGUGUUAUCGACACUCCUACCAAGGAAGGUUACAAGAGACCGGCAGUCUUAAGAAAAGAAUUCAUUUUCAAUAAGUACCAGAUCUUAGAAGCCCGUUUAGCUGGUGCCGAUACCGUCUUGUUGAUCGUCAAAAUGUUGAUGAACUCUCACAUAUUGCAAGAAUUGUACGAAUACUCCUUAUCCUUGGGUAUGGUUCCGUUGGUUGAAGUCAAUGAUGCCUCUGAAUUGGACUUAGCUGUCAAGCUCACUUACAAAGGUGAUAACAAAGAACCUCUCGUAAUCGGGGUAAACAACCGUAAUUUGUCCACUUUCGACGUUGAUUUAGGAACCACCAGCUCCUUAGUUGAUGCUGCUAAAAACAAGAGUGGCAGAAAGGGCGAUGUCUUGGUCUUAGCAUUAUCUGGAAUAACUAAUGUUGAUGAUGUCAAAAAAUACAAAUACGAAGACAAUGUCGAUGGUUUUUUGAUAGGAGAAAGCUUAAUGAGAGCUGAAGAACAAGGUAGAGCUGGUGACUUCUUAAAUGAAUUAUGUACUUGUUAG